Molecule: messenger RNA, 1998 nt
Organism: Phaeodactylum tricornutum CCAP 1055/1
Lineage: Eukaryota; Bacillariophyta; Bacillariophyceae; Surirellales; Neidiaceae
Exons: 4
Coding region: 1-1998 (665 amino acids)
Biological process (GO): protein peptidyl-prolyl isomerization; protein folding
Molecular function (GO): protein binding; peptidyl-prolyl cis-trans isomerase activity
Source: RefSeq, a predicted model, not a curated record
AUGCCGGAAGAGGAAAGCAAGAAGCGACCGCGAGACAACAUCGCCGAAAGCGAAAGUCUCAAGACGCCCAAACGCUUUUGGAAUCGCGAAAUCCCCUCCAGCAGUCACUAUCACGUCUCGUGGAUGCACGCACAGACGCUGACGGCGGUCGUUACUUCCACCAAAUACGGCUACGUCGUCUCGGCUUCACAGGAUGGUACGGUCAAGUUUUGGAAGCGUCUCGAAGUCGACGGUGAGCCGGUGGAAGGCCAACAUCCCUGUCUGGAGUUUGCCAAGUCAUUUACAGCCCACGCAGGUCCCGUGCUCGCACUCGCCAUGGAUCCCGACGAAGGAGUUUGUGCCUCCGUGGGGGCCGAUAACGUUAUCAAGUUUUACGACGUCAGCACAUUCGACGCGACCGCCAUGAUACGUACGGAACGACCGCUCGGUACGGCGUGCUGUUGGUUACGCUCGGCGAAUCGGAGUGAAACCUUGUUGGCGGUCGGUGCCGCCGACACGGGGGAUAUUUAUCUCCACGCACCCGACAGAUCGCGUGUCGUUCAAACAUUAACGAUGCACGGGUCCAAUAUUGUCACGUGCCUGGCCUACAAUGCGACACAUCAUUGCGUAGUUUCAACCGAUCAAAAAGGAAUUAUAGAAAUAUGGGAUUCUUGGGGGACUCCGGAUGUAUCGGAAAGAACCAGCGACGCAGAUGAAGGCACUGAGGACGAGAAAUUUGCCUUGCUUGUGGGAGGACCUCUGGUACCGAGCCGACACGGCAUCGUCUACGGAUCGAAAGUGGAUACUCAGUUGUACGAACUUGUUCGCAAAAAGACCUUUGCCACUGCUAUUGCCAUUGAACCGACGGGUGAGCAUUUCGCAAUUUACGGAUCCGAUCGGAAAAUUCGUAUUUUCGAACACCGUACCGGGAAAGUUCGCGUCACGUACGAUGAACGCCUCAAGGCAUACGACCGCAUUUUUGGAAACUCGCCGUUCCAUCUCGAUACCAUUGAAUACGGACAACGAGCGGCUCUGGAACGGGAAAUGGAUGCCGAAUCGACCGUGUAUUCGGCUGGCAUGGCACUGUCGAAGAGCGCACCGGUUGGAUGUGCGCCACAACGCAUUGCUUUCCAAUUUGAUGGCAGCGGCAAAUACCUGCUAAUUCCGGCACUCGUGGGUAUUAAAGUGAUUGAGUGGAGAAAGAACAAGCUCGUCAAAAUGAUUGGGCAGGCUGAUGCGAGCCAGAUGCGCUUCCUCUCAAUUUGCCUCUGUCCGGGUGAUGCCAAAGUAAAUCGUCAGUUGCAGCUGUCCCGCAAUGCUAGCAAAAAGACCAGCGCCGCGACCGAAGCGGAUGAAAUUGAACGUGCCAGUGAUGUGCUGUUAGUAGCACUAGCUUACAACCAGCGGCGCCUAUAUGUGUUUAGUCAGCUGGAUCCGGUGGACGAUCGGGAUGCGCCAGACAAUGUGCUGGUACGGAGAGACGUUUGGAACGAAGCGCCAUCCGGUCAGGAUCAAAUCCAUACCGAAAGUCGGCAUACGAACACUACAUCCCAAGCUUCUCGAGCUGUCAUACGGACGACUCUGGGAGACAUACAUCUGCAGCUAUUUUCGCAAGUACCCAAGACGAUUGAGAACUUUGUUGGGCAUGCCAAGUCAGGCUAUUACGACAAUGUCAUCUUUCAUCGAAUUAUCAAAGGUUUUAUGCUUCAGACUGGAGAUCCACUGGGAGACGGUACCGGAGGGGAAAGUAUUUGGGGUGGGGAAUUCGAAGAUGAGUUUGUGCCCGGUUUACGGCAUGAUCGUCCUUUCACUUUGUCGAUGGCCAACGCUGGCCCAAACACCAAUGGAUCUCAAUUUUUCAUUACGACAGUCCCUUGUCCGUGGCUAGAUAACAAGCAUACAGUAUUUGGACGGGUCACUCGCGGCAUGGACGUGUGCACGGUUAUUGAGAAUACAAAGACGGAUGAGUCAGACAAGCCUCUUGCGGACGUUCAGAUCCAAAGUAUUGACAUAGAGUGA